Molecule: messenger RNA, 594 nt
Organism: Ustilago hordei
Lineage: Eukaryota; Fungi; Basidiomycota; Ustilaginomycetes; Ustilaginales; Ustilaginaceae
Exons: 2
Coding region: 1-594 (197 amino acids)
Biological process (GO): formation of translation preinitiation complex
Molecular function (GO): RNA binding
Source: RefSeq, a predicted model, not a curated record
AUGUCGCUGUUCAAGAAGUUCGAACCGAAGUCAGACCUGGGUCCCGCAACAGCACUCAAGUCUUCCGUGCGCCGAGUGAUCCGACAAAAGCUCACCGAUCAAUACCCAGCACUUGCAAAGGAUGAAGGCGCUCUCCUGGAAGCAGCAUGGCCCAACAAGGCUUCUGUGACCACGGUCAAGUUCGCAAGAGAACACAUACAGAUGCUUAUUUCGGAAAAACAAGUGCUCUUCUUCCAGCACUAUGACGAUUGGUACCUCCCCUCUUUGCGACUUCUGCACAUGUUCCCAGACAUGCUUCCAUCGGUACAAGUUGACCGAGGAGCCAUCAAGUUUGUACUUUCCGGAGCCAACGUCAUGUCGCCAGGUCUUACUAGCGCAGGAGGCCACCUGCCAGACCCAUCGAAAGGGGAGACACCUCUCAAGAAGGGACAGUGUGUUGCGAUCCGUGCGCAAGGCAAGGAUGAGAUUCUCGCUGUGGGUGUCAUGCAGAUGGACACCGAGGAGGUGCGAAAGACUGGCAAAGGUAUUGCGAUAGAAAACAUUCACUAUCUGGGAGACGACCUCUGGCUGACGCUAGCAAAAGGCGGUAUCUAA